AACACACGAUUUACUCCGAAACGCGUUCACUAUCUAUAUUCGCAUAACUAUUUUAUGUCAGGCGAUCGAGCGACGUUGGAAGAGAACGGAGAGGUGAUCAUACUCUAGUGAUAUUUACUCGUUUGUAAUACGACGGCGCUGUACACCCCGAUAGCGGUAUGCCGAGCGGUGGUGAGCAUAGCAGUACGGUGAGAGAGGGGAGAGCUGGUCAGCAGAUAGGGAGAGCCGCCGGGCCGGUGCGCAGGGGAAUAGGCAUCGUGGGCGUGCCUAUCUGGCACGGACAGCCCAAUCCUGGGACGCAGUGGGCUCCAAAGCGAUUAAGGGAGACUGGAGUGAUUGGCGGAUUACAAAGGCUAGGUUGGCACGUUAAUGACUACGGGGACUUGCAGUUCAUAACCUUUCAAGAUGAUAUAGCCUAUGAACCCAAUGCAAUAUACAACCCGAGAACAGUAGGCGAUGCCACCAGAAAAAUCGCGGCCGCCGUACGACGUUCGUUGCAGGACAACGGCAUCUCGCUCAACAUCGGCGGCGACCACAGCAUGACCAUAGGUACAUUCCACGCACACGCGCAGGUGUUCGACAAGCCGUGCCUCGUCUGGGUCGACGCGCACGCCGACAUCAACACGGCGGCAUCGAGCGUCUCGGGACACAUCCACGGUAUGCCCGUAGCGUUCAUGCUACACGAGACGAGCGGUCUCUGUAACGUGCUGCCGGGCUUCGAGUGGUGUCGACCAAGCCUCACUGCCAAGGACGUGGUUUACAUUGGUCUAAGAGACAUUGAUCCGCCAGAGUGGGACAUAAUAGAUCGAUUAGGCAUCACCUACUUUGACAUGAAGAGCAUUGAUCAGCUUGGCAUCGCUGCCGUGAUUAAGAAAGCCUUGGAUGCUGUAAAUCCAAACCGAGAUCGUCCUAUUCACCUCAGCUUUGAUGUUGACGGUCUAGACACACUAGAAGCACCAAGCACUGGCACCCCAGUCCCAGGUGGCAUGAAACUCAGCGAGGCUGUCUACAUAGGAGAGCAGCUGCACAAGACUGGUAUGCUGACGUGUCUUGACCUAGCAGAGAUCAACCCGGACAUCGGUUCAGCUAGUGAUCAGAAACGCACUCUCUAUGCGGCAAGGACGAUAAUCGAGGCUUGCUUUGGAAAGAAGACCUUGGAUGCCGCACUAGCCAGUGAGAACGGCGUCGGCUUGAUAGAUUAUCACAUGUGAACUGUCUAACUCCAUAACCUGCACUGCCAAAGAAUGCACAUUAAGGAAAAAAGACUAAAUAGGUGGUCAUGAUUGACUUACCACGUCUUCGGCUCCUCGGAAGUAGUCAGAUGAGGCUUGUGGAAUACCAAUGCCUGGCGACCUUCAUCGUUCGUUAUGGUCGUUGACAUAGCAACCAGCAUCAGAUAAAAACUGCAGCUCUGUGGCUAACGUCAGCUCCUACGUACAUAUAUAUAUAUAUAUAUAUAUAUAUAUAUAUACAUAGUUCCUCGUGUUACACUGCUCUAUAUAUACCAGUAGUUACUAUGCUGAUAUCGUAUUGUCUAAUUGCAUGUCUGCAAGGUAGAUUAAAAACAUACAUGCAUCUUGUGGUUUAGUACGUUUCGCAAACUAUGUAUGAGCACUAUCACCGGUGUAUCUACCAGGAGCACUAUUAUAUAGUUUUGGCGAAACUAUAUUGCAACGACUAUAGCAUGGCCAUUUGCAAUUUUCGACCGAUUUACGGUUGAACGAUAGAUCGAACCACUAUUGCAUGCUUAUUUGCUGCAAGUGAGUUCAUAAACCUUUAUUAAUAAUUCUGCAAUUUAAUUGUAUCUGUACAUAUGUACAGAUUUGCAUGUAUAUUAUAAGUUGGGUGUAGGAUUACUAUGUAUUACCGUUUCAGUAUAAGGAUGUGAUCCAAGAUGCAAAUAAUUUUUUUACGUGACACAUCCAUCGUUUUUCUUAUGGGACAUAAAUAAAUCGUGAAGUUGCUGAUUUUAUAAGCAACGCAUAUUGUGUAAUUGAAUAUAAAUAAACUAUAUAAUCAAAGUUUUAUAUUAAAACUCUGGUUUACAUUACUUAUAAAAAAAAUAAAAAAAAUGUAGAACAGAAGUAACAUAGUAUAUGCUAGAGCAAAAUGCAAAUAGAUUGUUAUGACACCAGAGGAAAAAUAACGGAAAUCUUCACAUUUUCCAUAAUAUUGACAGUUGUAUAACAGUGCCACAAAAUGAUGUACAUGCACAUGUAUAUGAACGAAUGAAUAUAGAUCAUAAAUAAAUGAAACACA
Priapulus caudatus is the source of this 2259-nucleotide messenger RNA. Its product is annotated as arginase, hepatic-like. Gene Ontology annotation, cellular component: cytosol; nucleus; cytoplasm. Bases 159 to 1211 code for a protein of 350 amino acids. Gene Ontology annotation, molecular function: manganese ion binding; arginase activity. NCBI's taxonomy places the organism in Eukaryota, Metazoa, Priapulida, Priapulimorpha, Priapulimorphida, Priapulidae. The transcript is spliced from 8 exons. The record is from RefSeq and is a predicted model, not a curated record.